GAAGAACAAUUAUUGUAGUGAAAAACAUAAUUUUUGUUCAUAUCAAACAAAAAAAAAAACUCAAAAGAAAAAAAAAGACACCGAGAAACAGAGAUGUUUAAUGUUCAAUUGAGCUUUACAAACGCUUCAAUUUUCCAAUUCUCUUCUUCUUUCAUGGUUCAACAUCAUCUUCAAUUGGCUGCUGCAUCUUCAUAUGGUUGGCUUCGAGCCACUCCAUCAGAUGGUCAUAGUGAAACAUCAGUGGAUAAAAGAUGGGAUAGCCUUGCAUUCAAUCCUGUGAAAACAGACUAUAUUUAUGUAAUGAAAAGUUGUAAAGAUGGAAGCUUUUCAAAUGGUGGUUUAAGACAUUAUGGGAACAUUGAGAUUAGUCCAUCAGCUGCUGUCUUGAAUUAUGGACAGGGGAUUAUUGAGAAUUUGAAAGCAUACAAGAACAAAAAUGGUUCGAUUAUACUUUUUCGUGUUGAGGAAAAUGGAUUGCGAAUGAGGGUUGGUGCAGAUCGAAUGUGUAUGCCUGCACCGACUAUCGAACAGUUUGUGGAAGCUGUAACGAGUACCGUAUCGGCGAAUGAACGAUGGAUUCCUCCUUCCAAUAAAGGCUUUUUACACGUUCGACCGCUACUUAUGGGGAAUGGACCUGUUCUUAGUCUUACACCGGCACCCGAAUUCAUCUUUUUGAUCUAUGUUACACCAGUUAGGAACUAUUUUGAGGGUGGUUUGAAGCCGAUUAAUGUGGUGGUCGAAAACGAUAUACAUCGUGCAACCCUUGGAGGAGUUGGAAACAUAAAAGCUAUAGGGAAUUACGCCGGGAUUAUGAAGGCACAGGCUAAAGCUAAAGCAAAUGGUUUCUCUGAUGUUCUGUAUCUCGACUCCAUUCAUAAUCGAUAUCUCGAAGAGGUCUCUACCGCUAAUGUUUUUGUCGUAAAGGAUAAUACCAUCUCCACUCCUGUUCUAGGAGGAACAAUUCUUCCUGGCAUUACAAGAAAAAGUAUUAUAGAAAUUGCUCACAGCCAAGGUUUCAAGGUUGAGGAACGACUCGUGCCGGUUGAGGAAUUGUUUGAUGCCGACGAAGUCUUUUGUUGCGGGAAUGCUGUCUGCGUAUUGCCUGUUGGCAGCAUUACUCUCAAUGGGAAAAGGGUGGAUUAUGGCGAGAGUGGAUUUGUGGUAUCUCAACAGCUCCACUCAGCACUUGCAAAUAUACAGAUGGGUCUUAUAGAAGAUAAAAUGGGUUGGACUACAUUGUUAAACUAGUUAAACAAACAAAGGUAUUUACUUAUUUUCUAGAAUAUUUAACAUCGUUGAAUUACCAAGGUGCAGUAGGGUACCCAUUCAAAGGUUGGAAAGGUUGUGAGACAUUAAAGAGAUGGUUAAAUCCAGACCUAAUAAUUUCAUCUUUGUUCAUCUACA
Molecule: messenger RNA, 1404 nt
Organism: Gossypium raimondii (Peruvian cotton)
Lineage: Eukaryota; Viridiplantae; Streptophyta; Magnoliopsida; Malvales; Malvaceae
Product: branched-chain amino acid aminotransferase 2, chloroplastic
Exons: 10
Coding region: 94-1248 (384 amino acids)
Biological process (GO): branched-chain amino acid metabolic process
Cellular component (GO): chloroplast
Molecular function (GO): branched-chain-amino-acid:2-oxoglutarate transaminase activity
Source: RefSeq, a predicted model, not a curated record